AUGUUUGUUUGUUCUUUUGGGUGAUUUUUUUUCUGAACGCGGAUAGCUUUCAGUGUAAAGUUGCAAUUGAAAUGUUUUUGUUCGAUGACUAUGAGUCCAUACAUCAAUUAUGAACUAUCACCGCAAUAAUCGAACUAGAAAUUUCCACAUUGACGUUCACAAAGGUAGAAUGUUUGCGCUACAGUUAGUCGGCUUGUGUCAUUACCAAAGUGAACCCCUCAAGUCUGGGAUGGCCAAGAGUUUCCGCUGCCCCUAUGAGCUGAUAGGUCAGUUCGUCCGACUGUGGAUUGACUAUGGCAACGUCGCCCUAAGCGUGUGUGAAGUCGAGGUGUAUGGUGCAAGAUCCGGGUGACGGCCUAUGGGCGUUAAACAUGCCGGCCUCGCAAUCAACAAGGUUCGCAACAUUCUCAAACGCCUCUAACUCCGUGGACGGUAACUACAGCAACUACCUCGGUACUGGCUCGUGCUCACGCACCGACUACGGCGACAUGAAGCCGUGGUGGCAAGUGGAUCUCUUGCAGAUGUUGAUCAUCACCAGCGUCAAAUUGUACAAUCGUGGAGAUUGGGGUGAGUAUCGACUCCACGACUUCCGGAUUGACGUGUUGGCACACGCAAACGACACAGACCCCCAGAAAUGCAACGAGCAGACAGGGUUUCCAAUGGGGCACUCUUUCAAGUAUAAAUGUCUUCAGCACCUUCUAGGACGCAUCGUUCGCGUCAGAAAAACUAUCGUUUACGGAAUCCUAGACGCGCUGGCGUUGUGUGAAGUCGAGGUGUACGGCUGGAAAUUGGGUACCUUAUACUAGAAUCAGACUAUCAACUGACACGAUGAAGUUCGCCAACUCAACGGUUGCGUUGUAAUAGUUUCCCCAACGGCCAUCUUACGACGGGAGGGCUCAGAUUAACGACUAACCGGUCGUAUAAGUCGUAUAUAUACGAUGAAAUUCGAGUUGUAAGAGCGCUAAGACUAGUAACUGGAUAGAUGUAGAGGUCGUAAGACCAGAAAGUUUGACAACUUGGUCGUGACCUUUUGGUAGUCAGAACCUAGCAUGACAUAUGCUGACCAUAUCCUGGGAAUAUCCUGGAAAUAGUUUACAGAAAUGACGGAGACACUUUUGUCUUUUUAAAAAACAUUAAUAUGCAUAUUUGCAAUUGUAAAUGUAACUAAUUAUUUCACAGGAUCGUAAAACGUGUCAUUGUAGUAAAUAUUUUCGUUUGGUA
Molecule: messenger RNA, 1221 nt
Organism: Gigantopelta aegis
Lineage: Eukaryota; Metazoa; Mollusca; Gastropoda; Neomphalida; Peltospiridae
Product: fucolectin-7-like
Exons: 4
Coding region: 333-806 (157 amino acids)
Source: RefSeq, a predicted model, not a curated record